AUGUCCACCACUGCUCCCUCCUCUACACUCUCUCUCUCCAGCCUCGUCGCCACCUGCGCUGCUCUAGGCAUCAACAUUGCGUCCCCAGCUCCUCACGGCACCGACAAGGGCAAGACCCGCGCCGCCCCACCUGCCAGCCCAAAGCCUGCCCUCCCGGACGAUGUCGACGUGAACACUCUCAAGACCAUUCUGGAAGCGCUCUCCGUCAGCGGAUAUGAUCUCAAGGAUGAGGCUGCAGAGCUCGUCACAGCGUUGGAGGCCAAGGAAGCAGAGGAGGCUGCUUCGGCGGAGCUCGCCGCGCAGCUCAUUGCAGAGGAUCAAGCAGAGCUUGAGCGCGAGCGUCAGAAGCGCGCCAAUGCGCUUGCCCGUGCACAGCCGGGCCCUCCAGGUCUCGACUACACCCCCGACGGCGACAACGACGACGAGCACACUCCCGCGUCGACCGGUCCCACUGCGGGCGGGUCUGUGUACGCUCGCGACCUCAACCCGGAUGCCCCCGCCAGCCUCAGAGGGUUCGUCUGUGCAAACUGCCGCACGUACAACCUCCUUCGUGAUUCCAAGGAGACCUGGUAUGUCGUGACUGCUGGGCGCUCUGUCGGCAUCUAUCGAGACUGGUUGACGGUUCAGCCUAUGGUCACCGGUGUCCCGGGAGCAUGUUACAAGCGAUACGAUACCCACGAGGAAGCCCUGGCGGCAUGGAACCGUGCUCGCGCGAACGGGGCCAUCGAAUCCAACCUCUUCGAGCGAUCAACCCGCCGUGGAUGA
This is a messenger RNA of Coprinopsis cinerea okayama7#130, 765 nucleotides long. RefSeq lists its product as hypothetical. Bases 1 to 765 code for a protein of 254 amino acids. The record is from RefSeq and is a predicted model, not a curated record. The transcript is spliced from 4 exons. Lineage: Eukaryota; Fungi; Basidiomycota; Agaricomycetes; Agaricales; Psathyrellaceae.